Messenger RNA from Eimeria maxima, 4524 nucleotides. RefSeq lists its product as hypothetical. NCBI's taxonomy places the organism in Eukaryota, Apicomplexa, Conoidasida, Eucoccidiorida, Eimeriidae. The transcript has 9 exons. The record is from RefSeq and is a predicted model, not a curated record. The coding region runs from base 1 to 4524 and encodes 1507 amino acids.
AUGCUGGCGGAGUCCCGCCGGACUCGAGGAGUGGGCGCCUCGAGGGCCUCUCCCUCGGACCCGCGCAGCAACAACAGCAGUAACAGUAGCAAUGGCUUCAAUCUCAGUAACACGCGCCAUAUCUUGGAUUACCUCUACCCUGAAGAGUGCCCAGCAGCAGCAACAGCAGCAGCUGCUGCAGCGGCUGCUGCUGCUGCAGCAAGUCGCCCCCCCUUUGCCAGGACAGAGCCGACCCUGUGUGUCUUCAAGACUCAGAGUCUCAAUCAAGCUUCCAUAUGGAGCAGCAGGAGCAGUGGAAGCAAAGCUAGCGAGGCAACGGCGGUGGGAGCAGAAGUUGCAGGAGAUGAGGCACCAACUGCACCCGAAGCAACCGCGGCUCCUGCUGCAGACGAGAGCAACAGGAGAAACAGAAGGAGUAGAAUCCUAGCCGCAACAGCAGCAGCCCGCAGGAGGCAGCACCAGCAGCUUUUUCUGAAGGGAGGUUGCAGCAGCUGGAUCGAUAACAUGCACGCGGAGUUUUUCUUCCUGUCUUAUCCCCUCGAUGCCCAAGUUUCCCUCCAGCUGCCCCCAGACUGUUUUUCAGUUGUCGGCUCGGUGCUGCCAUUGCUGCUGCCUACCGUCAGUUGCCUUUCUGUCGCCGGUAACACAGCAGCGAAGGCAGCAGCACCACCAAGGGGACGGUGCUUACAGAACCUACCGAUUCAUCUCCUGCAGAGCAAUACCAGCAUCACUUCGGGAGCUUCCGCGUUCAGAAGCAGCAGCAGUAGCGACGUUCUGUGGAUCUCUGAACGCAGCUGGCUGCUGCAGCAGAAGCGGCAGAGCAGCAACAACUGCAUUCUUCUGGGGCAGUUAGUGCGGGGAUCGCAGCAGCAGUCGCACCAGCAACAACAGCCAGUUACGGACUUACCGCCGGAAGUAGAGGAGAGCACGAAGCUGUUGCUGGUGCUACCGCCUCAUCUUCAAAGGCAGGUACCGUUGCUGCUGUUGCAGCUUGCCUCCAGCCUUCGGGCGCUCCAGCAGCAGGCGUCUGCUGUAGAGGCUGAGUUGCUGCUGCGGCAACAGCAGCAUGUCCAAGAACAACAGUGCCCGGGCAGUAGCAGUGCCAGCAGCAGCGGCAGUUGGCUGUGUGCGGCAAUGCUCAAUAACCCUGAUGACAUCUUUCCUUACAACGCUUGGCAGCAGCAGCAACAACAGGGACAGCAUGGCUUUACGUUGGGUUCGCUGGGGAUGCCGUUUUGCUGCUGCUUUCUACCAGGAGGGACGAGAAGGGGUAGAGGCUGCGGUAGCAGCAGCUGCUGCUGCAGCUUCUGCCACUUGGAAAACUGCCGCGUGGGGAUUGAGGAGGUUGACAGCGAUACAGAAGACGGUGAAGCAGCAACAGUAACACCAGCGGCAAGACAAGGAGCUGUUGUGGCAGCUGCUAGUGACAGCGCCGCCGUUGGCGUACACACCGGCGAUGCCGUAACAACAGCUGCAGCUGAAACAGCAGUUUCGGCUGCUACCGAACACAACGGGGGCUGGGAUGGCAGUAACGAUGCAACAGCCGCUCCAGACAACGAGAAAACAGGCAAUCGGCAGGACAUUAAAGCAGCAGCAGCCGCAACAGAAACCACAACAGAAGCAGCGCCAGCAACAUCAGCAGUAAAGAUAGCAACGACAACAGCAGCAGGGGAGACACCAGCAAUGGCAGAAGUAAAUCAGGGAGCCGACGCGGAUGAGGAAUGGGAGCUGGAUAACGCUUUAGAAGAUGCUUUAGAGAGUGUUGUAGCGGAUGCUGCCGCCGAAGAAGCCACGGCAGCAGCAACGGAAACAGCGACGCCAGUAGCAGCAACUGCAAACAAUGGUGCUGAGGACUAUGCGCUUUUCGCACUGCCUGACUCCCCUGAAACCCCUGCAGCAACAACAACAGCAGCGGCAACGCCCAGAAUGCCUGCUGUUACAUCAGAGGCCCAUUCGAUGCAACGUGACGGUUACAAUCAGGGUGGGCGCCGUUCGGCAGUACAGCAGCAGCAACAGCACCGACAGCCUUCAGUGCAGCAAGCAACGGGAGAUUUAGAUCAAGAAUUUGAAUUCGACGAUGUGGAUGUAGACGACCCACACGCUGCCGCUGCAGCUGGUGCUGAGCGCCACCCACAACGGCAACAGCAGCAACUUCACGGAAUGCGGACGCAUUCUCUGGGAGUUGCUGGAGAAGGAGCUGUAGCCGCUGGAGCAGGAGCGUCAGUUGCUGCAGGGGUGCCUCGAGGGCCACCUGGUGCAGCAGCGGCAGAAGCCGAGGCGGUGGCAGCAGCAGCUGCUGCAACAGCAGAGAACGCAUUUGUCCAAGGCAUGCUGUGGGGUGAACUUCCAGGAAGCAGCAGCUUUGUGCUGGCCCAGGGUUUUGCCGCUCUGGCGUGGAAGGAAAGCGACGCAGUAGGAGGAGCAGCAGGUGAAACAACAGCAGAUGGAGCAGCGGAGCACCUAGAAGGGGGCCGCGAUCCAGAGAGGCAGCGAGAAAGGGCAGCAGCGGCGGCAGCAGCAGCAGCGGAAGAGGAAGCAGCAACGCGUAGAGAUCUUUUGGCGGAGUUGGAGAGGAGUGCGACAGCCGCUGUACACAACAAGUCGGGCGUGCAGCAGCAGCAGCAGCUGGCUCUUUCGUUUAGGGAGACGCAAGUACUGCUCCAUCAGCAGCAAGGGCAACGGUUUUUGCUGUUGCUUCUGGCGACGCCUUCUGUGUGCUAUCUGAGCCCAUUUUCAACUGUCAUUGCCCCCAGCAUUGGCGCCGCCGCUGCUUCUCAGCGACCGCAACCGCAAGUACUCCUCCAGCUGCCGCAGCAACAGCAGCAGCAGCGGCUGCUGCGGCUCCAAGACGGGAUCGACCGGCGCAGACGGCAUUCUGCCCUUCAAAACGAUAGCAGUAGCAGUGAUCGGGACCGCUGCUCAGGCCUGGUCUUCGAGUGGGCCAGUAUAUGGGCAGCAAAGCUGCAACAGCAGCGGCUGGUGCAGCGACGACAGCAGCUUCUGCGCUGCUUUUUUCUCGACCUUAAUGAUAGCUCUGCUUCAAUGGCCGCGAGCAUGGAGUUGGGUCAUGAGGAGGGAGAAGAUUUGGCGGGGACUCCCCUAGGAGCGGGCGGCGGAGGCGGAGCCAGUGGGCUCAAGGUAGGGGCCGGUGGCCCGGGUGUGGGGAGCGAAGUAGCAGCAGCCGCAGCAGCAACAGCAGAAGGAACUGGCCCAAGCAGGGCUCAGUUGCAGAAGAUGCGGAGGCGAGCCAAGCAAGAGGUGCUAAAGAUUGACAAACAGAGGAGAAUUGAAUUGGUGAAGCAGGGGAAAAGCGCGUAUGAACUCAGGGCCUUAGCUGCAGCAGAAGUAAGACGCGUCGCUGCAGUAGCUCGUGCUACUGCCGCUGCUACUGCUAGAGUUCCUCGGUCUGGCAGCCAGAAAUAUCUCCUCCUUUCCCUUGAGUUUCUGCUGCAGGACCUCCGGCGGGAAUUUCACAUGCGGAAUCCGCUGCAAGAAUUCCUGCUGACUGCAGCAGAGUUUGGGGGGGCUCCGCUGCUGCAUGCGAAAACGGCGCUGCAGCUGUACGGGGCGUCUCCGGUGGCUGGGCGUCGGGCGCGGGUUGCGAUGUUUCGAUUUCAUCGUCCGGAUUUGCGGAUGUCUUUCGCGAAUAUUUCAAGGAAACGGUCUUCGGCUAAUAAUGCAGACAGACCGUGGAUUGUCUUGCCACCUUUCAGCAGCGAGGUGUUGCGGCGCAACGCGGAGUCAGUGGCCUUUGGGGGAUCUUCAGGUUUUGAGGAUUCUUCCUCUUCUGCGCAGCACCCAAGUGUCUGUUUCCACGAUGCUGGUGAUUUGACGCUGAGCGAUGACUGCCCUUUUGUCGUAUUCGAGCACACGGAACAGCAGCCCUUCAUCAUUAAUAACGCUGGCAUGGCCAUCCGAAUCCGCCGAUAUGUCCGGCCGCUGCAGGCUACACACGCCGGCAGCAGCAGCAGCAAUGAAGAUGCAAUACGCAGAGAGGAAGAAAGACUCCAGGGGUCUCUAGGUACUUUCGGAGGUUUGCGUUUGGUGGAACGAAACGAAAAGGCGCCUACAAUUUUUGGGACAUACAUUCCUCUUGAACCAGGCACGUCUCGUGUGCAACUGCUGCUGCUACUACAUUUGUCGGAUGCUCUGCCUGAUGUGGGAGCAGCUUGCGCCAUUGCUGCUUGGGCGGUUUCCUGUGUCAUCGCCCUAUCCGCUGCAGUGCAGCAACUGCUCCUGCUGAUGCUGCUGUGCAGGAGAGGGGCAGGCAGUGGUGGACUGUCCUCUGUUUACGGCCCUGUUGUUCCCGCAUCCUCAAAACCCAAUGUCGCCUCUGAAGGAGGAGGGCCGCUUCAACGACCCCCGAAGAGGCGAUUUCCUUCUCAUCCGCAGAAAGACGAAAGACGGAUGGAAACACUUCUUGAGGCCUAUGGUGUUUCCACCGCAAGCCAUUUCUGCCUACCCGACUUGCUUCAGCAGCUACAGCAGCAGCAACAGCAGAGCAACCGUGUUGGGGAGCGCUGA